This is a messenger RNA of Cryptomeria japonica (Japanese cedar), 1044 nucleotides long. RefSeq lists its product as uncharacterized. The transcript has 2 exons. The record is from RefSeq and is a predicted model, not a curated record. Lineage: Eukaryota; Viridiplantae; Streptophyta; Pinopsida; Cupressales; Cupressaceae. The coding region runs from base 1 to 1044 and encodes 347 amino acids.
AUGGAUUCUAUCUCUAAUCCCAAAACCAAUCCUUCUAUGCAUGAGGGUCUUAUGGUGGUUUUGUAUAACCACAUCAAGAAUACCACGGUUCAACUGAAUAUUGUAGAGGUUUCUGAUUCGAAUGAGGAAUUGGAUGAGUCUGAUGAUGAUGAUGGUGAAGGUUACGACAUAGAGGUUGAGGUUGAGGAUGACCCCCACAUUCCUGGGUGGAGCAAGCAAAAAAUGAAAACAGGGCAAGAGGAUCAGGGUAAAGGGUCGGUUAGAAGGAAGCAAAAGGAGGAGGAUGAUGACAACUUGUAUGAGGAAGAAGACGAGACUGAUGAUGAUAUGGAGACAGACAGUGAGGAUGUCCAAAUCCUCUCUAGCCAGAAGCAUAAGGGGAAGAAUCUGCGAAGUGAGGAUUUGGGGUCUAAGAGCUGUUUGCCCUUCUCUAAUGUUUCUAAGGAGAAGGGUUUGGUUGGGGAGGACACCCCCAUGAAGGAAGCUAAGAAUGCAGAGUUGAAGGAGGUGGGUCUAGAGGUGAACUUUGAUCCUGUGAGAGACAAGGCCCAUGAUGGCUCCCAUCUAGAUAUUGACCUCUAUUUCAAAAAUGGCACAAACUACUUCAACAAGGUUUUUCUUUGGGUUCAAAAGGAAAUAACUAGUAUAAAAGAAAAAAAAAUCCAGGAGGCCAGCAAAAUCAAAACUUUAGAAGCUAUUGGCACUGGAAAAUUUAGUUCUCUCCUUGACUAUUUAAGCAAUCUUACCAAGGCUAUCAGUAACGCUGAGGAAAUCAUAAAUGCUCAAUGUAAUAGCUUCCAAAUCUUGGGAAAAACAAAGCUGGGCAAGCUUGAAAGUGACCAAGGGGAAAAGGCCGUCAAGGACAACACUGAGGUGAAGGAAGAUACCCCUGAAGAUAAGGAGAACGAUCAUGGUAGAAGAACCCACACAAGCACCAAAAAGAAGCAAAUCCAAAGUAGGGAGAUUGAGGAAAUCAAGCAGACUACUGAGAACAUGGAGCAACUAGAGCUGGAAGCUACCGAGUUGCUAAAGAACUUUACCUAG